Bipolaris sorokiniana ND90Pr is the source of this 2065-nucleotide messenger RNA. RefSeq lists its product as uncharacterized. Lineage: Eukaryota; Fungi; Ascomycota; Dothideomycetes; Pleosporales; Pleosporaceae. The transcript is spliced from 2 exons. Gene Ontology annotation, biological process: protein localization to plasma membrane. The coding region runs from base 285 to 1799 and encodes 504 amino acids. Gene Ontology annotation, cellular component: plasma membrane. The record is from RefSeq and is a predicted model, not a curated record.
AUUCAUCAUCAUCAUCAUCACCACCACUUCAAGAUUUGGCAAUACGGUACGAUAUCUUUUGUUCUGUGUGGAACAGUCGAAUACGUUUGAGUGGUAUAAAUAUAUACCCAUUCGGCACCCUUUUGUCUUAUAUCUUUUUCCAAGUCUGGCAUAUAAGAAUCCUGUCAUUCUACACCUCAAUUCUACCCGAUUAAUACACCACCGACUCCAUCGAUCGAGGAUCAAUCGCCGGCAUACAUCGCCUUGAAUAAUCUUAACCCCGUCUAGACAAAACAUCAGCCAUCAUGUGGUACCACGUCGCAGAGCCGAAUUCCUACCUCGUAAUUACGGGAGUAGGGAUUCAAAAGGUUCUCAUCAAGAAAAAGGCCUUCGUCUACCCUCUGCAAAAAGUCUCCAAAAUCUCAAUCACACCGUUUGACUUCUCAAUGUCGCUACAAGCAAUGACGAUUGAGAAGCUUAAGUUCUCCCUCCCAGCAGUCUUUACAAUCGGUCCUGCGGAUAACCCAGAAGCUUUGGAAAAGUAUGCUGUUUUGCUUACAGGCGAGAGCGACGGCAGACCGACACAAAAUGCGUCAAAGGGAGUGGUUGCAGUAGCUGAGGGGCGCAGCCAUGUCCAGGAUAUCGUCAAGGGAAUCAUUGAGGGCGAGACAAGAUCAAUAGUUUCCACAAUGACCAUGGAGGAGCUGUUCCGCGAGCGCAGAAUCUUCAAGGAAAAGGUCAUUCAACAGGUACAAUCGGAGCUCGACCAAUUCGGUCUCUGCAUCUACAAUGCCAACGUCAAGGAACUGCAAGACACGCCAGGGUCAGAGUACUUUGCUUUUCUCUCACGCAAGGCACACGAGGGUGCUCUGAACCAAGCUAAGGUCGACGUUGCCCACGCCCGCAUGCAGGGUGAGGUUGGCGAGGCUGAAAAGCAGGGCAAGACCAAGCAAGAAGUGGCAAAGAUCCACGCCCAAACCGCUGUCCUCGAAACCGAGCGCAAGGCCGAAAAGGCCACAGCAGAUGCAAAGUUUACCGACAAGGAGAUUGAGAUUAGCAGGGACCUCAACGUAGCCAGGAUCAACGCUAAGCGCGAAGCUGAACGCCGCGAUGCGGAGCUUCAGAUGGAAGUUGAGAAGAAGAGGGCACUCAUGGAGCUUGAGCGUCUCCGAGCUACUAAGGUCGUGCAGGCGAAGAUUGAGAAGGAAUCUUCGCAACAAAAGGCUGAUGGAGAACUCUACGCUCAGGAAAAGGCCGCGGAGGGCAAAAAGUACAGCGAGCAAGCCGAGGCCGAGGCGGUCGCCUUCCGCCGCCUGCGUGAUGCAGAGUCGAACUUCCAAGCCAAGGAGCGCGAGGCAGAAGCCAACUUCAUCGUCUCUAAACGGGCCGCCGAGGCUGAGUACUAUACCCAGGAGCGCAAGGCCCAAGCUGAGCUAAUCACGCAGCAACGCCAAGCCGAAGGUCUAUCCGCAAUGGCAAAGGCCUACGGCGACAUGGCCAAUGUCCUGGGUGGACCUCAAGGCCUAAUGCAGUACCUCAUGAUCACCAACGGCACCUACGAGAAGCUGGCUCUGGCCAACGGCCAAGCCAUCAGGGGUCUGCAGCCUAAGAUCAGUGUCUGGAACACUGGAAACCAAGGGGGCGAGGGCAUGGCUGAUCCUGCAGCUCCAAUCCGCAAUCUCUUCCAGAGUCUGCCUCCUCUGCUUAGCACCAUCCAUGAUCAGACUGGUAUGGCACCGCCCACGUGGCUGGCUCAGAUGCCGCAGAACGGUGAUAUGAGCAAGAUGCAAUUGAGGAACGGUAGUAAUAUUUCCUCAUAAAGGCGGGAAGCGGUGAUCUUGAACCCCCCCCCCUCCAUAGGCUCAAACGGGACGACCGGGUUUGAUCCAGUAAAGACUGAAGAACGAGCGUACGGGGUAUCAUAUGUUGUACGAUUGGUUGUCAUACCCCAUAAUUCACUGUGUAUGUAGCUAGAUGUUAGAGGAUUUUUUGGUAUACAACAUAGGUUGAUUUUGUUUUUGAGGAGUGGUACUUCUGUGGUACUGUAUUGAAUUAAUUAUAUAGAGUAAUGAAAAAACGACUUAGC